AUGGACAUCAGAGGGAAGCAGCCAUCGACAUGGGACGCGUACGAGGGCGUGAGCCGAACAUCAGUCGACUCGGACACGGAGAGCCAUGUACAGUGGGAUGAGCUGGAGAGACGACCUAGCGGCGCGAGCAAUGCAGGCACGGGGCGAUGGUCAGGCACCGUUGGAGAGUUACGGAGACGCAGGUCUUCCAUAGGACAGCAGUUUGGCGCGUUGGGUGACGCGGGCGGCGUUAACAGUAUCAACAACUUUGCACGAUCAUGGCAGCGCGCGGCAGGCUUCUUCGAGAUCACGCCGGUGCGGCCCUCGUUCCGCGUCGAGCAGGACGGCGACGAUGACAACAACGACAACGAUGCCGGGGAAUCAGACUUCUCGCGCAGCAUCCCAACGCCCAUUGCAGACCAGCGGUCGGCCCUGCGGAAUGCGCUGCAGAACGAGGGAAGGCGCGCAUCCGACAAUGCAGUCGCCGAUGAGGAGCAGGGCGCAACCGAGCGUAUGCCGCUGCUGCCAGGUGCUGUCGAAAACCGCUUGAGAGAGAGGGGGUCGAGCAUAUUCCAGAUUGAGCCGUCGCUCUCGUCGCCAUUUGGAGCCAGCUACGGCACUCAGUACGGCAGUCUGGCUUCGCGCGUCAACGAAUCUUCAAUGCGCCAUGCCGGCCGACUCUUCACAGAGCAGCAGCUCAAGGGCGUUGCAGAGCCAGAACAGGAGCGCGAACCGCUUCUUGUAAAGCAAGUCGAGGAAGAUGGGCAUAUCAUCAACGUCGUUGUCGGCCAGUCGACCCUUCCGCAAACCAUCUUCAACUCAGUCAACGUCCUGGUGGGUGUGGGACUGCUCACACUACCUCUGGCCUUCAAGUACUCUGGCUGGUUGAUUGGCAUGGUGUUUCUUCUAUGGUCGGCCAUUGUCACAGGCUACACUGCAAAACUGCUCGCCAAGUGCCUGGAUGUCGACGGCUCUUUGAUCACAUUCGCCGAUCUCGCAUACGUCUCCUACGGAACAAAGGCUCGAGUAGCUGUGAGCAUCUUGUUCUCUCUCGAAUUGCUAGCAGCAUGUGUUGCCCUUGUAGUUCUUUUUGCCGACAGCAUGGAUGCCCUAAUUCCAGGUUGGGACGUUUUCCAGUGGAAGAUUGUGUGUGGCUUGAUUCUGAUACCGUUGAGCUUCCUACCGCUCCGUUUCUUGUCAUUCACAUCUAUUUUGGGUGUCAUGUCUUGCUUUGGAAUUACCGCCGCUAUUUGGAUCGAUGGUCUUGUCAAGCCUGAUGCUCCUGGAUCCAUUCGUCAGCCGACAACCCAGUACCUGUUCCCCGAGAACUGGAUGACUAUCCCACUCUCCAUCGGCCUUCUGAUGUCUCCUUGGGGUGGCCACUCAGUCUUCCCAAAUAUCUAUCGCGAUAUGCGCCACCCGUACAAGUACAGGAAGGCUGUAAACGUCACAUACGGCUUCACCUAUCUGAUCGAUGUUGGCAUGGCAUGCGCCGGUAUCCUCAUGUUCGGCGACAACGUCAGGGAAGAAGUCACCAGCAACAUCUUCUUGACUGCCGGCUUCCCCAAGGGAAUCUCCGUAUUUAUUGCUAUUUGCAUCGCCAUCAUUCCCCUGACCAAGAUUCCGCUCAACGCAAGGCCCAUCGUCAGCACGCUGGAGGUUCUCUUCGGCCUGGACACGCGCUCAUUGGCCAUGUCAACAUCCAUGGACGGCAUGUCCGGUCUCACUCGGGGAAUCCUGAAAGUGUCGUUACGCAUCAUCACCAUCAUCAUUUUCGUUGUCAUCGCCAUCGUUUUCCCUUCGUUUGAUCGCAUCAUGACGCUGCUCGGCAGCGUCGCGUGUUUUAGUAUUUGCAUUAUCCUGCCCUUGAUGUUUCAUUUGAAGCUCUUUGGUAAAGAGAUAUCUGGUCAAGAGAAGCUGAUGAACUAUGUCCUGAUCAUCGUAAGCUCUAUCAUGGCUGUCAUCAGCACCGCCUUUGCAUGCCUGCCCAAAGAGAUGCUUGGGACUUAG
This is a messenger RNA of Pyrenophora tritici-repentis Pt-1C-BFP, 1989 nucleotides long. NCBI's taxonomy places the organism in Eukaryota, Fungi, Ascomycota, Dothideomycetes, Pleosporales, Pleosporaceae. The record is from RefSeq and is a predicted model, not a curated record.